Molecule: messenger RNA, 800 nt
Organism: Nicrophorus vespilloides
Lineage: Eukaryota; Metazoa; Arthropoda; Insecta; Coleoptera; Silphidae
Exons: 2
Coding region: 39-704 (221 amino acids)
Biological process (GO): septate junction assembly; regulation of tube size, open tracheal system
Cellular component (GO): membrane; septate junction
Source: RefSeq, a predicted model, not a curated record
GUGUUAAGGUGCGUUGAGCAUUUAGUUAUGAGUCAAAGAUGGCCACGAAAAGUCGCACAGGUAAUUGUGCUAUAGCCGGAACCGUUGUUUGUUUUAUUUUUAUAAUCAUCGCGUUUUGCACCCCUUAUUGGUUGGCUACUGAUGGCAAAUUACAAGAUCCACAAUUUAUCAGAUUAGGUUUGUGGGAAGUUUGCUUCCAUAAUUUUGAGGACUUCCACCAUCAUUAUGAUUACAAAUUCACUGGUUGCUGGUGGAUAUAUGAAGAGGAAUAUUAUAUAAUACAAGAUUUUCUAUGGCCAAGUUUCUUGUUACUCACACAAUUUUUCUUCACUGUUUCAACAACACUUGUGCUAUUUGGAGCUUUACUCACAUUUACAUACUGCUUCAGUAGUCGUGAUAAUGACAAAUAUAUAAAACUCUUGGUCAGUUUAGGUGUCUGCCAAGCAGCAGCUGGCUUUACAGGCUUAAUUGCUGUUAUAAUAUUUGGAAAUUAUGGAGAUAGCAGAGACUGGAUGCCCAACUGGGAUCACAAUGACCUGGGAUGGUCUUUUGCAUUUGCUUGUAUUGGCUCUUUGUUAUUAUUGCCAACUGGAGCUUUAUAUUUAAUUGAAGCUAGGAAAGCAAACUAUAGAAGAUUGCAGGCUUCACGACCAUCUUCCCAAUAUGACAUGGAUGUCCGGAAGUCUUCACAUACUGACAUAUAAAAAUAAAUUCUUAGUACAUACUCUAAGUUUAACUUGAAAUAUUUAAGUACAAAGAAAGUUAAACAUUUUCAGGUCCGUCCAAAAUAAAACAUAUAU